UUUUUUUUUUUUUUUUUUUUUUUCCCUUCAUUCUUUUUUGACCCCUUCUCCCUUUCAACAACUUCGCUCUUGGCCCUUCGAGACCUUCGCUCGUUAGAACCUCGCCCUCCAUUCGCGUCACUCGUUAGCAUUGGAGGUCUUACGGUAGAGGGAGCAACCAGCUCCUAGAGUACAUUCACAAUGUUGUCGGACAAAUAUGUCGGCCUGCUGUUGGCCAUCAUGUCUACCAUGGCCAUUGGCACAAGUUUCGUUAUUACAAAGAAGGGCUUAAUGCACGCGUCCGAAAGACAUGGAUUUGAAGGAGAAGGCUUUUCUUACCUGAAAAGCCCCAUCUGGUGGAGUGGUGUGAUUAUCUUGGGAUUAGGAGAGGUCGCCAACUUCGCCGCAUACGCCUUUGCGCCUGCCAUCCUGGUGACUCCGCUAGGCGCACUGAGCGUGCUUAUUGGAUCCGUUCUCGGUUCAUAUUUUCUUCAGGAAAAACUCGGCACAUUGGGCAAACUCGGCUGCGCCAUGUGCUUGCUCGGCUCGGUGGUUAUCGUUCUCCACGCGCCCCCGGACAAGCAGGUCACAACCAUCGAUGAGAUUCUGGGAUAUGCACUCCAGCCCGGAUUCCUGAUCUACUGCCUCGCCGUUGCCAUCUUCUCGACCGUCAUGAUUUACCGAGUCGCGCCCGUCUACGGCAAAAGGAACCCGCUCAUCUACAUCUCGAUCUGCUCCACCGUCGGCUCGGUUUCCGUCAUGUCGGUCAAGGCUUUCGGUAUCGCGGUGAAACUCACGCUGGGCGGAAACAACCAAUUCACGCAUGCGUCGACUUACGUCUUUAUGAUUGUCACCGGUUUCUGCAUCCUGACACAGAUGAACUACUUCAACAAGGCCUUGAAUCAGUUUUCUACUUCGAUUGUCAACCCCCUCUAUUAUGUCACCUUUACCACCGCCACCCUGUGCGCCUCUUUCAUUCUAUUCAAAGGCUUUAACACCACCGAUGCCGUGAACACCAUUUCCCUUCUGUGCGGAUUCCUGAUCAUCUUCUCCGGUGUUUACCUCUUGAACCUUUCUCGACAUGACCCCGACGGGCGGCACCUGAUGAACGGCAAGCUGGACGACGAAGGAGUGCCUACGGAUGGCAUUGCGAGCUUCCAGACCCGUCGCUCGAUGCAAUCUCGCCGAAGCAAUGAGCCUCACCGCCGUAGCUCGUCGAGUAUCGCCUACCUCAAUGGCCAUGGCGACCGCGAAGGGCUCAUCCGGUCUUACGACGUUGAGAACCAGGCGUUCGGACUGUCUGAGUUGACGGAAGAGAGCGAUGGAGAACCCGGUCCUACAUAUAAACGAAGUGCUGAUAUAGAGCGCUCUUCGCAAGCACCAGAUAAACGUGACGAGCGGUAGACCUAUACAGACUCGCCGUCGCCGGUGCUGAUUGAUGUUAUUAUCCACCUUUUUUCCCUUGCUUCCAUGUGCCUACUAAACUUCUUUUUCUCCCUCUCCGUUCUCCCGACUCUGAUUUAUAUUUCACGAAAGCUGACUGCGACUCUGCUGCUUUUUAUCUCUUUUUCUCCUUUGUUGCUGCACCGACUUAAACACCCCGAUCCACGAUUAUUUUUCAAGUCCGCAUGAUUGCCAUUCCCCUUUUUCUUUUUUCUUUUUUUUUUUUUUUUUUCUUUCUU
Aspergillus steynii IBT 23096 is the source of this 1661-nucleotide messenger RNA. RefSeq names its product DUF803 domain membrane protein. Lineage: Eukaryota; Fungi; Ascomycota; Eurotiomycetes; Eurotiales; Aspergillaceae. Gene Ontology annotation, cellular component: membrane. The transcript has 8 exons. Bases 181 to 1383 code for a protein of 400 amino acids. The record is from RefSeq and is a predicted model, not a curated record. Gene Ontology annotation, biological process: magnesium ion transport. Gene Ontology annotation, molecular function: magnesium ion transmembrane transporter activity.